Molecule: messenger RNA, 1223 nt
Organism: Eutrema salsugineum
Lineage: Eukaryota; Viridiplantae; Streptophyta; Magnoliopsida; Brassicales; Brassicaceae
Product: E3 ubiquitin-protein ligase MARCH2
Exons: 7
Coding region: 241-987 (248 amino acids)
Molecular function (GO): zinc ion binding
Source: RefSeq, a predicted model, not a curated record
AUCUCCCUUGCUUCUUCUCCCUCAAAACUCAAAGAUCUUCGUCUCUGUAUUCAACACAUAGUGAUGAAUCGAGACAAACAAAUCUAUUUCCUAUCACUCUGAAUCGCAGCUAUAGUUCACCAAUUUUCUUAGUCGCAAACCCUGAGCGUACUACAAGAAAUGCUUGGCUUGGAAGAAAAUCCUCGAGAAUUGGUUGAAUUCGGGUUUUUCCAUUUCCAGUUCGUUUAGUAUGUUCAAGAGAUGCAAUUAGUGCCUAGUGAUGAUGACGAUCGGAAAGAACAGAUUUUAUUCGACGAAGCUACAUCCUCGAACGAAAUCGUAGCGGCGGAGAGAGGAGACCGUGUUGUGGAGGAAGGAGAGGUUUCAGAAAUAGCUGAGAGUGAUGACGAAACUACACAUCUCGUUGCUGGAGAUCAACCACAAUGUCGAAUUUGCCUUGAUGUUGGAGGGGAAGAUCUGAUUGGUCCCUGCAAUUGUAAAGGUACUCAGAAGUAUGUGCACAGAUCUUGUCUCGAUAAUUGGCGAUCCACCAAGGAAGGUUUUGCAUUUUCGCAUUGUACAGAGUGUAGAGCUGUCUUCAAACUCCGAGCCAACGUGCCUCCUGAUAGAUGGUGGUUGAGGCUGAGAUUUCAGCUGCUGGUUGCUAGAGAUCAUGCGUUCAUCUUCAUUACUGUCCAGAUGGUUGUAGCUUUCUUGGGGUUGCUAGUUUACAAGUUCUACGGGGAAGAACUACGUGAAAUGUUUGGUUAUGAAGAACAUCCUUAUGGUUUCUACACAUUAGCUGUUUUGGCCAUUGUCUUGGUAGGAGUACUUUACGGGUUCUUCAUUGCCAUUAUAUGUGGUCAAAGGAUCAAUGAGCGGCAUUACCAUGUUCUUGCUAAACAAGAACUCACAAAGGAGUUUAUCGUGGAAGACAGAGACUGCAAGAACGUUCCUGAGCUUGACCAGAGUCACGUAAUGGAACUUAGAAUGUUGGGACUUUAUUGAGCGUAAAUACGAGACGAGAAAAAGAGCUUGCUGGAUCUUCUUCACUCUUCAUUUCACCUGUAAAUUAUACUCUUCAUUGAUUUUCGCGGUUGUUUUGACGAUUGUGUCAUCUCCAAGUAAUUUUUUGAAGUAUUUUUAUUUAUAUAUUCUGAUGAAACUGUGAAUGUGUACUAGUAUAGACCUCGGAAACAAAUUGGUUUACAAAGUAAUGUAUUGAUGAUCAACUCUUUUCGCUU